Messenger RNA from Tetrahymena thermophila SB210, 3627 nucleotides. Its product is annotated as cation channel family protein. NCBI's taxonomy places the organism in Eukaryota, Ciliophora, Oligohymenophorea, Hymenostomatida, Tetrahymenidae. The record is from RefSeq and is a predicted model, not a curated record. The transcript is spliced from 3 exons.
AUGAGUUAAGAUACUGAUGAAAAUAAACAAAUUGAAGAUAAGCAUCAAAAUCAGAUUCACUUUGAUGUCGAAAGUCACUUAGAAUUAUCGAAAUUUCCAUUGAAGAGAGAUGAUAGUAUAACCACUAAUUAUUUAGAAAUAGUUGAUGAAUCUGAACUGAAUUAAAAAUAGAAUCUCAAAAAUUCUGUUGAUUCGUUGAAACUAAACUUAGACAUUUUAAAUUUUUCUGAUUAGAAACGUUAGUCAAUUAGAAGCUAAAGUAGACAAAUGCUUACGCCUUUUUAGAUAAGAAAAAGAAGUUAAUAAAUUAAGUAUUCUAUUGACGAAGGAAGCACAUCUUCUGCCUAAACUCCAAAUUCAAGAGAUGGGAAAUUAAGUAACUUUACUAGGAGAAGUAGAAUGCUAAAUUUUGUUAACUUGUUUUUAAAUGUAAAGUUAUUUGUUGAUACCCUGCAAAUUAAUUUAAGAGUUUUAAGCAAGCUAACAUAGGAAUAGCAUGAUGCUAUUAACGAUGUUAGUUCUACUUUUGGAAAUUCAAAUCAGAAAAAAUAAUUUUUUAAUAAAUAUAAAAUUGAUGUAUUAUAAUCAAAAAUAUUUAAAUUUCUCCCAAAUAUUCCUGUAUUUAGUCCAUAUAGUAUCUAAAAAAGAAUAUGGGAUUACCUCUAAGUUCUCAUAAUCUUAGUAUUAUUUUAUUUAAUUAGCUUGAGCAUAUUUUUUGAUUUAAGUAUUAAAUUUAUGAUACUCGACUUUUACAAAAUUUGUUUGAGCAUGUUUAUAAUCGAUAUGCUCGCAACCUUUAAUACUGGAGUUUUAUAAAAAGGUUCUGUAAAUUAUAGUAGGAUAAGCAUAGCGAUAGCUUAUAUAUAAAAAUACUUACUGAGUGAUAUACUUGGAAAUUUAUCAUUAAUGAUUUUCAUUCCAUUGAAUGAAUCGGAUAAUGAAAAGUAUAAAUUUAUUUAAAUUUUAAUCUUUGCAAAAUGGGUUAAGCUCAGAGACAUUUUUUAGAGAUUGAGUUUUUAUUUGUGCUAUGAGACAAAUUAGAAGAAUAUACUUGAUAUUAUUAGACUAUUCUUUUUAUUGAUAGGAAUUUGCCAUAUUUUUUGUUGUUUUUGGCAUGGAUUAGCUAUGUACGAAAUCAGCAUAGGAAAUUAAAAUACAUGGAUGCAUCAUCUAAAUAUAGUCAAUACUUCAAUCAUGGUAAGAUAUACUUACUCCUUUUAUUUUCUCUCAGUAACUAUGAUAACUGUUGGUUAUGGAGAUAUUACUCCUCAAAAUCCUAUUGAAAUAGCCUUUACAAUAGCAACUAUGUUUGUUACAGGAAUCGUGUAUGCAUUUUGUCUGAACACAAUUGGAUUUAUCAUUGACGAUAUUGAAAAAAAGAAUAAAAAUUAUAAAGAAAAUAUGUAAGCUAUACACUAACUUAUGAGAGAAGAAAAUGUGAAUAAUGAUAUUAGAACUAAAGUGUCUAAUUACUUAGAGUAUUUGCAUAAAGGAUAAAAUGAGAUUUUAUAAAAUAAGCAGAAAACUAUAAUUGAGAAAUUUUCUUAAUAGUUGUAAAGAGAUUUCAUGAUUGAAGUAAAAGGAAAAUAUAUUAAGGACAUUCCUAUUUUUAAAUCCUUGACUGAAAAAAAUUAAGUUAUUCUUUUGAUGGAAGAAGUAGUUUAUUCCCCAGGAGAUUACAUUUAUAAGUAGGAAAAAAGAGACGAUUAUUGCCUAUAUUAUAUAGUAAAAGGAAAAGUGGAGUUAACUCAGACUCAUUUUAAAGAAAAAGAAAUUGUUCUAACAACGAAAUCUAGGCAAGAGUAUUUUGGUGAAAUUUCUUUUAUUACAGGAUGCAUAAGAUAGCAUACAGCAAAGGCUGUUGAUUUCUGUAGAGUGUAUAAAAUUAAUAGAUAAUAAUUUCUUAAUGCCAUAAAAUAGGAUGAUCAUGAUUAUGAACUAUUUUAAAUGCUUAAAGAUACAAUAAUUUAUUAAAAAGAAUAUCAAUAGUGUACAUAAUUAUGCAAAACUUGUAAUCAAAAUGGCCAUUACAAAACAUAUUGCCCUAAAACACAUUAUACAUUAAAUAAAUAAAUUUUAGCUGCUAAAUUAUUUUACUCAGAGCCUCAUGCUAAAAGAAUGGAUUUUCAUAGAAGAAAUAUAAGCAAGUAAAAAUGUUUAUUAUUACUUAAAUAGCUUGAUGAAGCUUAUUUCAAAAUAAAUGAAAAUUAAGAUUGCUUCAAUGCAUUGGAUGAAAUUGAGAGAGGAUUAAAUAUAUUUGAAGAAAUGAAUAUUGAUGAAAUAAAUGAUUAGUAUCUUGAAUGUAUAAAUGAAGAAGAUGAAAAUAUGAAUAGUGAACCUCUACUACAAUAAAAAUAUUUUAAAACAAAUUAUUCUAUAGGAUCUUAAAAGAGAAUCUAAAUGACUCCAAAUUUAUUCAAUUAGGAUACGACAUAAAAGCAGAACUAGCAAUACUAAUUACAUUUUAGAUGUUCAUUGCAAGAAUUUGAUGUAAAUGAAAAUGGUUAUAACAAUAAAGUAAACUCUUCAUCUUCAAAUUCUUUUUAAUCUUCAUAAAUGUCGUGUUCUAACUCUGGUAAUAAAUCAAUAAUCUAUUCCCCUAAAAUUAUAUAAGAAAAAUCUAAAAGUUUAAACGAAGAGAGUUAAAUCAACAAAAUUCCUAGUUAUUUAAGAUAAAAAACUUCUUAAAAUGGCAUAAAAUAAGAUGAUUUGCGUAAAAUAGUUACAACAGAUCUCGAUCAAUCUUAUAGCAAAAAUUCAAACACUCUACAAAAAUCAAGCAUAAAUUCAUCAAAUUAAUAGGAGAAUUUAAAUUAAAAGUAAGAAUAUGUUAUCUAAACCAAUUUAUUUGGUCCAUAAAUUUCUCAAAGUUAUUCAUAAAGUAUUACAGAUAUUGAAAAAGUCUAAAAAUUAUAAACAAUUGACUAAGAUAAUAAUGAAAACGAUAUAAAUUCAAGUAAAAGAAAGAAAAUUAAUUUACCUUAAGAAAAUUUAUUUAAUUAUUAAGGAAAUACUGAAGGUUUCUUUUAAAAAAAUGAAAAUUAAUAUUUAAAUGAGAAUUAUCAAACUAAGUUUUGUUUUAAAAUUUAAAAUAAGAAUGAUGCAAGCGAAAAUAUGAUGAGAUAAAACGAACAUAAUUUAGCAGGAUAAAAUAAAUCAAAUCUGUCAAUUAACUUAGAUUAACAUUAAAAUAGAUCUAGAAAAAGCUUUAAAGGUAUAAAAAGAUGUAUAAAUAGUUAAGAAACUCUUCAAUCAACCAUUAAUUAGUUUUUAAAUAAUCUUAAACAAUCAAAUAUUAAACAAGCUUAAGAUUUAAUGACUGUUGGUUUCUCAAAAUCAAGUUUACAAAUGAAUAGAGAUAAAUUUCUAUAUUCUACUAAGUUCGAAGAAAAUGUAGAUACUAUUCAAGACGAAACUAGCUAGAUUCUUAUUAUGCUUGAUAAGCCUCACAUAUUUUAACAUUACUUUCCAUAAUAUAACUUUCCAAUCAUCUUAGAAAAAAGACACAAAUUUUUCAUUAAAAGAUAAGAAAAGAAGAAGAGAGAUAGAAAAUAAAGUUCAUAAAAAAAAUCUGUCACAUAAAAGUAAAAGUUCUUCUUUUCGUAAUAUAUAGGCAAUAAUUCUUGA